Rotaria sp. Silwood2 is the source of this 562-nucleotide messenger RNA. The record is from the annotation of a GenBank genome assembly. NCBI's taxonomy places the organism in Eukaryota, Metazoa, Rotifera, Eurotatoria, Philodinida, Philodinidae.
AUGUUAAUUGCUGAUCCGAAAUCUGGUGAAGCAUUAGGAUGGCUUUUUGUUAUCUUUAAUGGAUUGGAAGGCGUUUGGAUUAUAAUUUUGUAUAUUAUUGCUCGAAACGAGCACAUAGAUGAAAAACCAUCUCUCAGACCGGAGAGUGACACGCCACUUGACGAAAUUAGAGAUAGAACAUCAGAGCCUGAAACAGAUGAUCCGAAUACUGACAGAAGACCUCCACAAUUGCAAUAUUUAAGAAGUGAUACACCACGCCAUUCAUAUACUGAUUUAUCAGAAGUAAAUAUAUGUCAUCGCGUCUAUCCUGAUGAUAACGACGAAAAACAAACAUAAUAAGUGUUUUUGAAUAAAGAAAUUCAUCUCAUCAUUCUUAUUUUUUAAACUUCGUCAUAAAAUGACAGGUUGAAAAUGAUUACCCAUGUAGUUAAAAUCGCGCAAAAAUCGUCGAUUUUAUCGGGAUUUAUUAGCCCGAUUAAUCGCCUAGAGUGGUAAUUUUUGCCGAUUUUCGUGAACAAUCGCGAUUUUUCCCGAUUUUCUUCGCAGCUCUUUAAGCCCCCCC